Daphnia magna is the source of this 1355-nucleotide messenger RNA. RefSeq names its product extensin-2. NCBI's taxonomy places the organism in Eukaryota, Metazoa, Arthropoda, Branchiopoda, Diplostraca, Daphniidae. Bases 79 to 1212 code for a protein of 377 amino acids. The record is from RefSeq and is a predicted model, not a curated record. The transcript has 2 exons.
ACCCUUUAGACUUCCAACACCUCAAGGUGCAUUAACAAGGGCAGGAUUGGCUAAGGUCAGGUAUAAAAGCCAUGGAAUAUGUGCUACUCGUCAGCAGACUGUUCGAUCUUCUCAUCCAGCAAGCAUCAAGAUAGCAGUAUGGUGUCUAAAACAGUGGCGAUGGAUUUGUGUUUAUUGGUUGCCAUUCUGGGCGUGAUUCCUUCCAUGGUUUCCGCCGGGGUUAUGGGUAAAGCGAUGGAAAUGCAAAGGCAGAGCGGAGGUUCGUAUUCGUACACAACUGCUGGCUACACCUCCACUACCCCGACAUACUACACUACUGCUGCUGCCCCAGUGUACUACACAGAAGCCCCGAAAUACUAUGCUGAGUCUACGUACUAUACUACUGCUGCUCCAGUAUACUACACCGAGGCACCCAAAUACUAUGCUGAGCCAACUUACUACACCACAACCACUGCUGCCCCAGUUUACUACACAGAGGCGCCAAAAUACUAUGCUGAGCCUACUUACUACACCACUGCUGCUCCAGUCUACUACACUGAGGCCCCAAAGUACUAUUCUGAGCCAAGUUACUACACCACCAUUACUGUUCCAAUUUACUACACCGAGGCUCCCAAAUACUAUGCUGAGCCUACCUACUACACUACAACCACUGCUGCACCAGUCUACUACACUGAGGCUCCGAAAUACUAUGUUGAGCCCAAUUAUUAUACCACCACUACUGCUGCUCCAGUGUACUACACCGAGGCCCCAAGAUACAUUGCUGAGUCUGCCUACUACACCACAGUUGCUCCAGUUUAUUACACCGAAUCCCCGAAGUACUAUUCUGAACCAUCUUACUACACCACUGCUUCUCCAGUCUACUACACCGAGGCCCCGAAGUACUACGCUGUACCCACUUACUACACUACAACUACUGCUGCUCCAGUCUACUACACCGAGGCCACAAAAUACUACGUUGAGCCAACUUACUACACCACUGCAGCCCCAGUGUACUACACUGAAGCCCCCAAAUACUAUACAGAGCCAGUCUACUACACCACCACUGCUGCUCCAGUCUACUACACCACCACUGCUGCUCCAGUCUACUACACCACCACUGCCGCUCCAGUCUACUACACCGAGGCCCCGAAAUAUUACACUAAACCGUCGUACUACACCACGACUGCUGCUCCAGUCUACUACAAAGAGCCGAAAGAGGCCCCUAAAUACUAAGUACACGUAGAUGUCUGUAAAGAUGGUGGAAGCACGGAUAUGUCGAUUUCUUGUAUUUGUUGUUGUGUUAACAUACAGUCUUUAUAUUAUUUUAUCAUGUUAAGAAAUUGUGGUUGAUUUAAAUACAAAGAUUUUUCAUACAA